Messenger RNA from Exophiala spinifera, 789 nucleotides. RefSeq lists its product as uncharacterized. NCBI's taxonomy places the organism in Eukaryota, Fungi, Ascomycota, Eurotiomycetes, Chaetothyriales, Herpotrichiellaceae. The coding region runs from base 1 to 789 and encodes 262 amino acids. The transcript has a single exon. The record is from RefSeq and is a predicted model, not a curated record.
AUGCACCUUGCAUUUUGGCCGCAAAGGGACCCUAGAGGCAGGUUAACGCAAGGGGUCGUGGAUGCCAUCGAGAACUCACGUAUCUACUCUCCUCGAAUCCGUGAAGAGCUUUUGAAGAGUUCUUACCGAAAGGAAGGAUCAAUUACAUCAAAAUAUUGGAAGAAAGACAGUCGCGACGAUGUGGAUCACAAGAAAGGAGAAAGGUUGCCGUCGUCAACAAAGAAGGCUUCCCAGAAGAUAGGAUACGAACCCGCAUACAAAGCAAGGCAGCCAUUUGACAAUCUGGCACUUGGACGACCUCCUACACCGAAGCCAAGAAAUCUGCUCAGCAGACGAGCUAGCUCCAUGCCUCCCAUGGGAUGUACCGAAGUUGCGGGGUCAACAUUUGAUAGCAGCGGCACAAACGAUGACAGUGAUCAUGUAGAACACUCAAAUCUUGCUGGACGAGACGCUCUUCAACAUGAUGACCCCCCUGUGGCAGCUAGUCCCGAAAUAUCCUCAUCGGCAGUACAUGCACGUACGAUCACUCCUACUGACGCUCGUCGCAAUUCGCACUCAGGAUCCCGCUUGAGGCCACUGGGAAACGGAAAGCGGCUCAAGAGGAGGACCGGCACAUUAUCCAACGGACGUGGGAAGAAGCAGAAUCGGGGAUCUAUUUUUGACUUGGCUGAGGACGAUGGCGACAAUGAGACCAGGCCGCCGGCGAGUUCCACCGCGACAUUAGUCGACCGACCUAAGCAAUCGGUCAGUAAGAAAUGCACUCCACGAAAACUUUACCUUCCACGAUGA